GCCUCCUGCUGCCCCCUCCCCCCGGCUCGGCCGCGCUCCGGUCCGCCGGCUCUAUGGGGAAAGCGGCCGCUCUGUGCCGAGGCGGCGGCUGCGGCGGCCGCUCCCGCGGACUCUCGUCGCUGUUCACGGUUGUCCCCUGCCUGUCGUGCCACACGGCGGCUCCAAGCAUGAGCGCUUCCACGCCGGGCUCUGGGCCGGAGCCCAAGCCUCAGCCAGUGCCCGAGCCCGAGCGGGAGCGGGUGUCAGAACAGGUGCCGGAGCCCGUUUCUGAGCCAGUGCCAAGCUCCGCGCCUGAGUCGGAGAAGACAUCUGCGUCCAGGCCAGGGUCCAGACAGGAAUCGGAACUGCUGCCGGGGUUGGGGACGGGAUCAGGAUCCCGGCAAGAGUUUGGCUCCAGUGUGGGGGCUGGGCCCUUCACCAAGGCCUCCUAUGAACAGCCACCAGCGCUGGGGCCACUAGUGGGGAGCGUGCACUUGACCAAACUUGAGUCAUGGUCACAGCCGGUGUCAAAGCCCCCGCCUCUUCUGCGACCAGGACAGGUGAAGAUGUCUUUUGGGGUUCCAAUGCCAAGCUCUGGCACGAUCUCCACUGCCCCAGGGGUCUUGCUGCCUCUGGACAGCUUCAAGGGCUGGCUCCUCAAGUGGACCAACUACCUGAAGGGCUACCAGCGCCGCUGGUUCGUGCUCAGCAACGGCCUGCUGUCUUACUACAGUGAGCUGCAGAGAGACACAGCCUGCAGGUCGGACGCAUGGACUUAUCCAGAAGAUAUGCGAGGAGAAAACGCACCUCUGAGCAGUCCGCAGAGGGAAGAACGGAGAGGGACUUCAUCUGCGCCAUUGGCUUCCAUCUCCCGCUUCCCACUGUGGCCUUUGAUGCAAGUCCAGAAGUGGAGGGAUGACUGGGCGAGGCUGAGACACCCACCGAGAGACAGAGAAGGAGGCUGUCGAGUGAAUCUGAGAAGGUGCACAAGAACUCAGGGUGAAAUGGCCCACACCUGCCGUGGCACCAUCAACCUGUCCACCACGCACUUUGACACGGAGGAUUCUUGCGGUAUCAUACUGACCAGUGGGGCAAGGACCUACCACCUCAAGGCCAGCUCGGAGGUGGAGCGGCAGCAGUGGAUCACCGCCCUGGAGCUGGCCAAGGCCAAGGCUGUCCGCAUGAUGAACAGCCAUUCAGAUGACUCUGGGGACGACGACGACGAGACUGCCUCCCCAGCUGACAAGAGCGAACUCCACAACACCAUCAAGAACCUCUCCUUGAAGUUAGAUGACCUCAGCACGUGUAAUGACCUCAUCGCCAAGCACGGCGCCGCGCUGCAGCGCUCCCUGAAUGAGCUAGACGGGCUCAGGAUCCCGUACGAGAGCAGCGAGAAGCUGAAGGCUGUGAACGAGCGGGCCACUCUCUUCCGCAUCACGUCCAAUGCUAUGAUCAAUGCCUGCAGGGACUUCCUGGAACUAGCGGAGACACACAGCCGGAAAUGGCAGCGUGCACUGCACUAUGAGCAAGAGCAGCGCAUCCACCUGGAGGAGACCAUCGAGCAGCUGGCCAAGCAGCACAACAGCCUCGAGCGGGCCUUCCGCAGCGGCGCCUCUGGCCGGGCUACCAACCCCACCAAGAGCUUCAGCGAGGGAAGCUUCUUGACUUCCAAAGGAGAGGACAGUGAGGAAGAUGAGGAUACUGAGUACUUCGACGCCAUGGAAGACUCCACAUCAUUCAUCACCGUGAUCACCGAGGCGAAGGAAGACAGAAAACCUGAAGGUGGGACCACAGGCCCUGGGGACUGGACCUCAUCAGACAAUGUGCUGGAUGGCGCCUCACUUGUGCCCAAGGAACCCCCCAAAGUCAAGAGGCGCGUCCGCAUCCCCGACAAGCCCAACUACAGCCUUAAUCUGUGGAGCAUCAUGAAGAACUGCAUCGGCCGGGAGCUCUCCAAGAUUCCCAUGCCGGUCAACUUCAACGAGCCCCUGUCCAUGCUCCAGCGGCUGACGGAGGACCUGGAGUACCACCACCUGCUGGACAAGGCCGUGCACUGCACCAGCUCGGUGGAGCAGAUGUGCCUGGUGGCCGCCUUCUCUGUGUCCUCCUACUCCACUACUGUGCACCGCAUCGCCAAGCCCUUCAACCCCAUGCUGGGGGAGACCUUCGAGCUGGACCGCCUCGACGAGAUGGGCCUGCGUUCCCUCUGCGAGCAGGUGAGCCACCACCCUCCAGCAGCUGCGCACUACGUGUUCUCUAAAAAUGGCUGGAGCCUCUGGCAGGAGAUCACCAUCUCCAGCAAGUUCCGGGGAAAAUACCUCUCCAUCAUGCCACUAGGUGCCAUCCACUUAGAAUUCCAGGCCAGUGGGAAUCACUAUGUGUGGAGGAAAAGCACCUCGACUGUGCAUAACAUCAUCGUGGGCAAGCUCUGGAUUGACCAGACAGGGGACAUUGAGAUUGUGAAUCAUAAGACCAAGGACCGGUGCCAGCUGAAGUUCUUGCCCUACAGCUACUUCUCCAAAGAGGUGGCCCGGAAGGUGACAGGCGUGGUGAGUGAUAGCCAGGGCAAAGCCCAGUACGUGCUGUCAGGCUCGUGGGAUGAACAGAUGGAGUGCUCCAAGAUUGUGCAAAGCGGCCCCAGCAGCCCCAGCUUGGAUGGGAAGCAGAAGACAGUGUACCAGACGCUGCCAGCCAAGCUGCUCUGGAAGAAGUACCCGCUGCCGGAGAACGCGGAGAACAUGUACUAUUUCUCGGAGCUCGCCCUGACCCUCAACGAGCACGAGGAGGGCGUGGCGCCCACCGACAGCCGCCUGCGGCCCGACCAGCGGCUGAUGGAGAAGGGGCACUGGGACGAGGCCAACACGGAGAAGCAGCGGCUGGAGGAGAAGCAGCGUGUGUCGCGGCGCCGGCGGCUGGAGGCCUGCUCACGGGGCUGCGGCUCUGAGGACGCAGAGAAGGAGGCCGACACGUACAUGCCGCUGUGGUUCGAGAAGAGGCUGGACCCGCUGACGGGGGAGAUGGCCUGCGUGUACAAGGGCGGUUACUGGGAGGCCAAGGAGAAGCAGGAGUGGCACAUGUGCCCCAACAUCUUCUGAGCGUCAUUCACUCGUGCAAAUACAGGCGCCUGCACAGCCCGGGCCACCUUGUACUGAAUGCACUCAAUUUAGUACUUAACGGCUAUCCCACCCCACCUUUUGCCUUUCCUUUCCUUUUUUUUUUUUUUUAAUAACACUUUUUUGGGGGCUUCCACCUUGAAAGGAGGAAGUGCUGACCCGGGUUCUCCCCAGCCCCCAGGUGCCCCGGGUCACUCACGCCCCUUAGUAACCGGACUUGGGCCCCAUCCAGAUCCCAAUUUCCAGUUAAUUACCACAACUCAGGCAGGCUGGCCCCCCACCUUGGACUGCCCUGGUCACCAGCCCCACCUAGGGAGGAACUGGCCCCUCCUAGGAAGCCACUUUUGACUUUUAUAGAAAAAUGAUCUCCAUUUCUUUCCAGCCAAGAUGUUUAGUAAAUAUUUUUAGUAUAGCACUUAGCAGACAACUUUCUAAGUGUGCUUUCUUGCCAGAGAAAUGCCCUGGCAAGAGCCCCUUCUUUUUAAGACAUCAGGAAGCCAGACAGACCCUUUGAGUCCAGAGCAUUUUGUAGCUGAACAUAGCUAGGCCGCCCCUCAGGAGCCUGGCUGGACCCCACAGAGAAAGGACUGGGAGGGGCCACUGGGCCCAGGAGAACUCAAGUCUCUGGAGUUACAGCCACCGUGGGAAGGGGCACUGAGGAGCCCCCACGUAGAUUGGAGGGCUGCCCCCCAGCUCCAAAGAGGCCAGGAAGAGCUGGGGGCAGGGCCUCAGGUGCUUCCCGCCCCAGAACCAGGCCCCAAAUCAGCAAUAAGAACUAACCCUCAGCUCAGCCUGGGCUCGUGCCAUGGGCACCAGAGACCCAGUGUGGCAAGGUUGCUUCAGGCACCUCCGGUGUACCCCAUCUCAGCACCCCCUGAACUCUUUAUUUGCCUGAUUUAUAUGUAUACUAUAUAAAUAUAUAUAAAAUAGCUAUUUUGCUUAAAUUUCUAUGGUAUGUGGAAGUGAACAAAUGAUGAAGACAGGGCGCUCCUGUCUGAGUUUCGCCCUCCUGUCAGCUAUGCCCUACCCUCUCCUCGGACACCCUUCCAACGGCUUCUGCCAACAGUGGGGGACUGGGCUACUGUGGCCGCUGUCCCAGACCCUUACAACCCUUAUUCCAACCCCUCCCACUUCGGUUUGGUCCUGAAUAUUCAUCACAGGGUUUUUCUUUCUACUCCAGGACUGGGUUUGUUUUUAUAAGAAAAAAAGUGAAAACACCAACGUAUGAAAUGCCUUAGGGUGCCCACUCAAGAGAGUCAGGGUGGGCAGGCGGCCCCACUGGGCCUGCAGCAGAGCUGUGCAAUGUACUUCUUCUCAACACUGUCUGUGGUGAGCACCUUCUGACCGGUAAUAAAAACCUUGGAUUUGGAGUUUUC
Rhinolophus ferrumequinum (greater horseshoe bat) is the source of this 4468-nucleotide messenger RNA. It is a transcript of the gene OSBP2, whose product is annotated as oxysterol binding protein 2. The record is from RefSeq and is a predicted model, not a curated record. Gene Ontology annotation, molecular function: cholesterol binding. The coding region runs from base 54 to 3074 and encodes 1006 amino acids. The transcript has 15 exons. Gene Ontology annotation, cellular component: intracellular membrane-bounded organelle; cytosol; membrane. NCBI's taxonomy places the organism in Eukaryota, Metazoa, Chordata, Mammalia, Chiroptera, Rhinolophidae.